Messenger RNA from Zophobas morio, 1600 nucleotides. Its product is annotated as juvenile hormone epoxide hydrolase 1-like. NCBI's taxonomy places the organism in Eukaryota, Metazoa, Arthropoda, Insecta, Coleoptera, Tenebrionidae. The transcript has 3 exons. Bases 178 to 1551 code for a protein of 457 amino acids. Gene Ontology annotation, biological process: epoxide metabolic process. The record is from RefSeq and is a predicted model, not a curated record. Gene Ontology annotation, molecular function: epoxide hydrolase activity.
UUUAAACGAUCCGAUCCAAUAAACGUCCAAAAUCUUCCUCCAUUCAAUAUUACGCAACAGUUGGUUCGGGCACGCACUGCCGACUACCGACUAUGAACACACAAUCGCCUCACAAACAUCAAGGCUAAAACUCAAUUAUAUACAGUUUUUGUUCAAUCGUUUUCUUUUAACAAAAAUAUGGGACUCACCGUAAAAUUGUUCUUCGUUAUUGGUACAGUUUUAAUUGCUUAUACUAUUAGUAAACUGUGCGAAACGCCACCCGUUCCAAAAUUAGAAGACACUUGGUGGGGCCCUCGAGAUCCAUCGAAAGAAGAUACGUCAAUACGGCCAUUCAAAAUUCAAGUUUCAGAUGGGGUUUUACAAGAUCUUCAACACCGCCUUUCAAACGCAAGAGCCUUAACACCACCCCUAGAAGGUGUCCAGCAUCAGUAUGGUAUCAACACAAAACUUCUUAAAAAUAUAAUCGACUACUGGCGAACUAAGUACAACUGGAGGGAACGAGAAAAGUUCCUUAAUCAGUUCCCUCAGUACACUAUAAGCGUACAAGGGUUACGACUUCAUUAUAUCCAUGUUAAACCCACGAAUCCAGGAAAGGUGAAAGUCCUUCCUCUUCUAUUAUUACAUGGUUGGCCAGGAUCGGUUCGUGAAUUUUAUGACCUAAUUCCACUAUUGACCAAACCAGUGUCAGGUCGAGAUUUCGUUUUCGAAGUAAUAGUACCAUCGCUACCUGGAUAUGGAUUUUCUGAAGCCGCCGUGAAACCUGGGCUAGGACCCAUUGAAAUGGCGGUAGUUUUCAAGAAUCUGAUGAAUCGUUUAGGUUUUGAAAAAUAUUACAUUCAGGGAGGUGACUGGGGUGCUCUUAUUGUACAACAUAUGGCUACUCUAUAUCCCGACCGCAUUUUGGGUGUACACUCUAACAUGUGUUUCGUGAACUCAGCUCUCUCUAACUUGAAAUUAAUUUUGGGUAGCUUUUAUCCUCCUCUAAUUGUGGAUAAAAAGGAACAUGAAAGUAAAAUCUACCCACUGUCUACGUUUUUCUCAAAGAUGAUGCUGGAGAUGGGGUACAUGCACAUACAAGCGACUAAACCUGACACUGUUGGUGUAGGGUUGAAUGACUCCCCGGUUGGUUUAGCAGCUUAUAUUUUGGAAAAAUUUAUUACUUGGACUAAUGAAGAAUGGAAAAAUUUAGACGACGGUGGACUAACAAAGAAAUUUACUUAUGCAGAUCUUUUAGACAAUGUGAUGAUCUACUGGAUCACGGAAUCAAUUACCACUUCCGUAAGACUGUACUCGGAAUCUUUCAACAAAGCCCAGAUGUCCUCAGGCGUAGACAAGAUACCUAUAACGAUACCAAGCGCAUGUGCAAGAUUUCCUAACGAGUUGGCUCUUCAGCCAACCAUAAUUCUAAAAGAAAAAUACCGUAAUCUCGUCCAUAUUACUGAUUUUGAAGAUGGAGGUCAUUUUGCAGCCUUUGAAUUGCCUAAAGUUUUGGCUGACGACAUUUUUACCGCUGUGGUAAAAAUGCGGUCCACACCUUCAUCUCAAAAAUAAUUUUGUAUUUUUUCAAUAAAUGUUACCAAAAAAUCUGAUGUAAAUUAUU